AUGGAACCCGCUUUCAAUAUACUAAAUAAACAGCAUCGGAAUUCAAGAGCGGACUUCCGCGGAGAUCAUAAGAAAUGGAGAGACAUAUCCUCCCAAACUAAAAAGAAGGAGGCUCAGUAUAGAAGAGAGCUAGGGAAAACCGGUGGCGGACCUGCUCCUUCCUCUGUUGUUGCUAUAAUAGGUAAAAUGUCAGUCGAAGGAAUCGAGGGUGUUUUAGACACAGACGAUGUGAAUGGGAUGGAUCUGUUCAUGGUAGAAGAGUUGUGGCUCUCUCCUCCGAUGACUUCCGAGUCCGAGCGAGCUGUUGUUCCCAGCCAUGUGCCUUCACAAUCUCCUGGCCCAUCCCGUGCUUUGCCUGGGGGUCCUGCUGCCACUCCUACUCUGCCAAAGUCUCCAAGUCACGGUGAGCAUCUACAAAUGAAAAAGAAAAAAUGUGCUGUGAAGCGGAAGAGGACAAUGGAGGGUGUUUAUGACCUGCAAUGCCAAGUUUUAGAACGGGAGAUGGAAAAGAACAAACUGGAGAUGGAGAAAACUAAGCUCCAGAUUGAUCUACUUAGAUCACUUAAUGCGGGGGUUGCACCUGGCGGACGGAGUGCCCUAGCGGAACUAUUCUCUUCUUUGAGUCGUUGA
This is a messenger RNA of Magallana angulata, 630 nucleotides long. RefSeq lists its product as uncharacterized. The record is from RefSeq and is a predicted model, not a curated record. Bases 1 to 630 code for a protein of 209 amino acids. The transcript has 5 exons. NCBI's taxonomy places the organism in Eukaryota, Metazoa, Mollusca, Bivalvia, Ostreida, Ostreidae.